Dromaius novaehollandiae (emu) is the source of this 1383-nucleotide messenger RNA. RefSeq names its product mitochondrial translation release factor 1 like (gene MTRF1L). Gene Ontology annotation, molecular function: translation release factor activity. Gene Ontology annotation, biological process: translational termination. The coding region runs from base 176 to 1378 and encodes 400 amino acids. The record is from RefSeq and is a predicted model, not a curated record. The transcript is spliced from 7 exons. Lineage: Eukaryota; Metazoa; Chordata; Aves; Casuariiformes; Dromaiidae.
AGCGGCCGGCGGAGCCCUGAUCCCUUCCGGCAGCUUCCGAAACCAGCGCCGAGCCUCUUCGGCAGCUUCCGGAAACGCAGGGGAGGGAGGCGAGUGCGUUCGGCUAUCUCCGGCGCAGCGGAGGCUGGCGAGGGAAGGACGACGCGAGCCUUUGCGCUACUGCCCCAGUUGCGGCAUGCGGCUGCUCUCGCGGGCCCUCCGCGCAGUCCAAGGACGCCGGGCAGCCGCGCUUCCCCCUCGGAGCUACCGGGCAGCGCCAGCGGAGGGCAGCGCAGCGGGGCCAUGCCGGCCGCAGCGCCCGCUCAGCGCCCGGCCUCGCUUAGACGAGCUGUUCGCCGCCCCCUCCUUACACCGCCUCCUGGAGGAGAGGGCGCGGGGCGGGGCGGGGGCGGGGCCGGAGCCGGAGCUGGCGGCGCGGAUCCAGCGGCUGCGGGACAAGGAGCAGGAGCUGCGCGACACGCAGGAGCUGGCGCGGCAAGAUGAGAGUGAAGAUUUGCGGAAGCUUGCAGAACGGGAAAUCAUUUCCUGUCAAGAAGAGAUAGCUGAACUGAAACACCAGAUAGUAUUGCUUUUGAUUCCUUCAGAAGAAACAGACAACAGUGAUCUUGUCAUGGAAGUAACUGCUGGAGUUGGAGGACAGGAAGCCAUGUUGUUCACCUCAGAGAUAUUUAAUAUGUAUCAACGAUACGCUGCCUAUAGAAAGUGGAGAUUUGAAAUACUAGAAUACUUUCCCAGUGAAAUAGGUGGCCUAAGACAUGCAGUUGCCACUAUAGCAGGUCUUAAGGCUUACAAGUACAUGAAAUUUGAAGGAGGAGUGCAUCGUGUUCAGCGGGUGCCAAAGACAGAAAAACAAGGACGCAUUCACACCAGCACAAUGACUGUCGCAAUAUUACCCCAACCCACUGAGAUGAGGCUGAAAAUUAAUCCAAAAGAUCUACGAAUAGACACUAAGCGAGCUAGUGGAGCUGGCGGCCAGCAUGUCAAUACCACAGACAGUGCUGUACGGAUAGUUCAUAUUCCAACAGGGAUUGUGUCUGAAUGUCAACAAGAAAGGUCUCAAAUAAGAAACAAAGAGAAGGCUAUGCAAAUGCUUUGUGCUAAACUAUACAAUCUCAAAAUGGAAGAAGAAACCAGAAAGCGAAACAGUGUCCGAAAGAUUCAGAUUGGGACUAAAGGAAGAUCGGAGAAGAUCAGAACAUACAACUUUCCACAAGACCGGAUUACUGACCACAGAAUAAGCAGAUCCGUGCAUCAUAUUGAAUGUUUCAUGUUGGGAGAAGACAUGCUAGAUGAAAUGAUACAAUCCCUGAGGGAAUAUGCUGAUUAUGAAUCUUUAAUGGAAAUUAUUUCAGAAAAUGAAAAAAUAAAUCCAUCCUGAACAUU